Molecule: messenger RNA, 2013 nt
Organism: Acanthocheilonema viteae
Lineage: Eukaryota; Metazoa; Nematoda; Chromadorea; Rhabditida; Onchocercidae
Source: the annotation of a GenBank genome assembly
AUGAAAGCCAAGAUUGAGGCCGAACUAAAUAGAUUACUUAAAAACGGCAUAUUGGAGCCGGUCGACCCUACAAUAACACCGAUCCGCUGGUCGACACCAACUGUAAACGUUCCCAAAACCGAUGGCUCGUUGCGCAUCUGCGCGGAUUUCCGGGUAACGAUAAAUAAGGCUUUAUUGGAUGAAUCUCAUUUAAUCCCUACUUUUAAUGAGCUUAUAACUAAGAUUGGAGGGGGCGAGACCUUUUCAAUUUUAGACCUUAAGGAUGCAUACCUACAAAUUCCCAUUAAUAAAGAAUCACAAGAUGCUCUAACGAUUGUGACUCAUAUGGGGUAUUUUAAAUAUGCCCGUUUGCCUUUCGGGCUUACGAAUGCGCCCCUUAUUUUUCAAAGAAUCAUCGAUAAACUUUUAAGGGGUUGUCCUCAGACUGCAGCUUAUCUGGAUGACAUUAUUAUAACCGGGUCCGAUAUCGAGGAACAUAAAAAAAAUCUUCGAAAAGUACUCACGAUUCUGGAUGAAGCUGGUCUGAAGGUGAAAGCGAAUAAAGUUCAAUUAUUCAAAAAUGAGAUAACAUACUUAGGAUAUGUCAUAACUAAAAAUGGGAUCAAGCCGUCACCUAAAAAAGUGGAAGCAAUUAAAGCUUUUCCCACCCCGAAGGACCGAACCGCUCUUAAAUCGUUUUUAGGUAUCCUAAACUUCAAUGAAAAAUUUAUUCCACAUCUACACCCACUCGUGUCGCACCUACACCAGCUAACGGGAACCAAGGCACCAUGGGUAUGGGGGGCGACAGAAGAUGAUAUUUUCAACAAGGCGAAAAUGUUAUUGUCCGCUGAAACAUCAUUAGCUCCUUAUGAUCUAACCACUCCACUGAUAUUGGAUACCGAUGCCUCUGCUAAAGGGUUUGGAGCCGUGCUGAUACACAAAUUUUCCGACGGGGAACGACCAAUUACCUAUGCCUCCCGGACACUAAAUAAAGCGGAGACAAACUAUUCGACAAUUGACAAAGAGGCGCGGGCCAUACUAUUUGGUAUCGAAAAAUUUCAUUCUUAUUUAUAUGGUCGUAAGUUCAUCCUCAGAACGGACCAUCGACCAUUAAUUCACCUUUUUAAUAGUGAACGGGAUCUGACGAAGGUCCAUAAUACCCGAUUAUUAAGAUGGGCCUACAAAUUAAAUAGCUAUAACUUCGACAUUGAAUACAAGCCUGGAAAAAACAAUAAUGUAGCGGAUGCCUUAUCACGUGGACCAAUAAUAAAAGAUACCGAGUUGGGCGAUGAUGACAGAGCUUGUUUCCGAAUUAGAAAUAUACGAUUACAAAAAUUAAAUUUAAGUCGGGAUACAAUUCGUACCGAAACCAGGAAGGAUAACGUUUUAAAAACAUUAAUUUCGGCGAUGGAUAAUAAUGACUGGGAAAGACCGGAGAUAAAAUCCUAUUUACCGAUUAAAAAUGAAUUAGAGAAUAAUUUUGGGAUAUUAUAUUUUAACAAUCGUUUGAUACUACCCAGCAGUUUACAAGCCGCAGCCUUAACAUUUUUACAUCGAGGCCAUACCAGCAUUGUCGGGAUGAAAUGUUUGGCCAGACAUCUAGUGUAUUGGAAAUCUAUUGACCAAGACAUCGAACAAAUUGCAAAUACAUGUCGGGUUUGCCAAUUCAACAAACCGAGAUUACCCGAUAAUCCAACAUAUCAUUGGAACCAAUUGAAUAAUCCGUGGGAAAGAAUACAUAUCGAUUACGCAGAAGAGGAGGCAGUAUGGAUAAAAAAUCCGAUAGCAAAAGGUUGGAAGGAAGGAAAAAUCAAAACACGAAACGGCUUAUAUUCCUACUCAGUUGAAUCAGAAGGUAAAACAUGGCGGAAACACGCAGACCAAUUACGGUCAGCAGGAGAGAGAGCGAUGCCAACGGUGGAUAACGACGAACUAGUUACCGAGACGGUGGAAGCUACGGUGAAUAGUCAGAGGGAAUUACAACGGUCUGAUCGUAAUAGAAGAGCGCCGAAGCGAUUGAUUGAAGAGAUGUAG